This is a messenger RNA of Drosophila grimshawi, 1408 nucleotides long. Its product is annotated as histone acetyltransferase Tip60. The record is from RefSeq and is a predicted model, not a curated record. The transcript is spliced from 2 exons. NCBI's taxonomy places the organism in Eukaryota, Metazoa, Arthropoda, Insecta, Diptera, Drosophilidae. Bases 111 to 1232 code for a protein of 373 amino acids. Gene Ontology annotation, molecular function: histone acetyltransferase activity. Gene Ontology annotation, biological process: regulation of DNA-templated transcription.
ACAGCAUACCUUUUGCAUUAUUUGCAGAUGGCGUCCUGUUUCCGGUUUGAACCGAAUAACGCCUGAUCGGGUUCUUAUUGCAUUAUCAACUGAGAGAUAAGAUUCGGGACAUGAGCUUUGCGGUUAAAUGUGAAUCGAGUGAGGCACUCAAAGUCGGCUGCCUGUUGCAAGUACGCAUGCGGGAGACCAAAGAAUGGCAACUGGCGGAUAUUAUUAGCAUUCGGGAGUUAAAGGGGAAACGUCAGUUCUAUGUGCACUACGUGAACGUUAACCGCCGGCUGGAUGAAUGGGUCGACGAUGAUGAUCUCGAUUUGAGCAGUGUGCAAUUUUCGAUGGACAAUAAAAAACGAGAGCAGGACGAACCGGAUGCCGAAGAGAUGAAGAAUGUGAAAAUGAUUGAGUUGGGUCGCCAUCGCAUCAAACCCUGGUACUUCUCCCCAUAUCCCGAGCAGUUGUGCAAAAUGGAUUGCAUCUACUUGUGCGAGUUCUGUCUCAAGUAUUGCCCAAGCCAAUUCUGUCUUGGACGGCACCUGAAGAAAUGCAAUUUGCGGCAUCCACCUGGCAAUGAGAUCUAUCGCAAAGACACUAUAUCCUUUUUCGAGUUUGACGGAAGUCGUGACGAGCUGUAUGCACGGAAAUUAUGCCUGUUAACCAAGUUGUUUCUGGACCACAAAUCGGUUGAUGUGAAAUUGAGUCGAUUUUUGUUCUAUGUGAUGACUGAGAGCGAUUCACGUGGCUUUCACAUUGUCGGCUACUUUUCCAAGGAGAAGCACAGUGACAAUGACUACAAUUUGUCCUGCAUCUUGACAUUGCCACCCUAUCAGCGCAAAGGCUAUGGCAAGCUACUUAUUGAUUUCAGUUACCAACUCUCUAAAAUCGAGGGCAAAACGGGCUGUCCAGAAAAGCCGCUCUCCGAUUUGGGUUUGCUAUCGUAUCGUUCGUAUUGGUCGGAGACCAUACUCGAGUUGCUGAUCGGCACGAGCAGCAAUAAGAAUGGCGAGAGGCCCUCUGUGUCCAUCAAUGAUAUAUCGGAGCGGACGUCAAUUCGAAAGGAGGAUGUUACCUUUGCAAUGGAUUCGCUUAAGAUCAUCAACUACCUGAACGGUAAUAAUAGGCUGUGCAUCAACGCGGACACCAUCGCCAAGCAUCGCGUUGCGAUGGAGAAACGCAAAAUACGCAUCGACCCCAAAUGCUUGAAAUGGACGCCCAAAAAGUUGACCAACCGUAAAUAACAAUUCACUAAAGACCUUUUUCGAAUCACAUUUUGCACUUGCAAAUGAUAUUAAGAAACCAUUUCAGUAUUUUAUGUUUUUGUUUUUCUUUUGAUAAAUCAAAAUAAGAUUAUGCCAGAUGACGUAGUCAGAUGGUAACUUAUCAGUAAUAAUUACAUAUGUGCAUACAUAUAUAA